Diatraea saccharalis (sugarcane borer) is the source of this 815-nucleotide messenger RNA. Lineage: Eukaryota; Metazoa; Arthropoda; Insecta; Lepidoptera; Crambidae. The record is from the annotation of a GenBank genome assembly.
UGCACGAGAAUAGUACAUAUUUGAAACAAUAUACAAUUCAAAGACAUAUUUGAAACGAUACAAAAAUUUUAACAAUUCACGUAACAUAAUUUUAGUUCUACGGCUAGAUACCUCUCACUCUAGAUUUUUGUAUAAAUUUGGAAAAUGAAAACCUUCCGACAGGAGAAAAAGUUUUUAUUUCCACUGCAGAAAAAAAACUGUAUUGUUUACUGUAAAAAAAUAUUACAGUCGUAUAGAUGUGAACAUUGUGGACAAUCGUCGGUCCGUAAGAAAUAUGACCGAGAUUCUAAUGGGGAUUGUUUUUUAAUGUCAUUGAGGAAAACACCGCAAGUUUGGAUUUAUCACCGCUGGCCUCACUUCUACCCUUACUACUUAGAUUUCCGACAUACAUUAAAGAGUUUUGGCACAUGCUGCAUGUUUUGUGCAGCUUUUCUGUUUUGGAUACCUUGUUUAAUCUGCUUCGAAUUAUGUCAGUGCUUAAUUUGUUGUUGUUGUUGCUCUGAUUGUUAAUUUAAUUACCAAAAUAUAAAUAUGUAGAUGGAUAAACUUUUAUUUAAAAUAAUGCUUAAAUUAAAUUAAAUCUUAUUUUUUCAAAUUACAUAAAUAAAACGAGCUCCCUCUUGAUCUGAUUUCGGCCCAAAGGUGGGACGAUAGUUUGCCCAGAAGAACCUAUUCAUGCUCGUCAUUAAAUAGGUCUGGGUUAAAUGCACUGGAAUAUAGACGCCGGCAGUGAUUUCCACUUCUUGGUGAGCAAAGAAGAUGACGAAAAACUUUUUUCUAUAUUCUGUGGCGAAAUUUGCUUUGCGCGGCGACUU